GAAACAGUGUGUACGCAGAUUAAAUUUUGCAUCUUAUAUCUUUGCUUAUUAUGAUGUAAGAUUGCAGCCUGUUUGAAGUAUAAUAAUGCUUUUUGAACUGAAUGAUCUCUUGAGCUAACCAGUGAUUGUAUUCUUUGCAUGUCUACACUAAUGAGCAUUCGAGAUGGAUAGGCAAAAUGUGGUUAUAUUACCUUUCGACGUGGUUUUAUAAGAGUCUGUAUAUUGUAACUUUCAAAUUUAAUACAUGAAUGGAAAGCUGCUGCAGAUUAUCAAUGCUUUGGUUCAUUUGGAAUUUUAACACGUUCUAUUAUGCAUAGUGUAAAUUAGUCUAUCAAUGUUUUGAUUGAUGCAAGAAAUCUUGGCACACAGGUAUACUCUUAUUAAUGAAAGGAAAGGUAACAAGCAGAUAAUGAUACAUUUUCCUGUUGAAGGGAAAAUCACCAUUUUGGGAAACAUAAUUUGAGAAAUGCAUUGAGAGGCUUCUGUUCAUCAUUAUUGUCCCGUGACUUGAGCACUUCCAGGUGCUACUCCUGAAUUUUCUCAAGCGGCAUGUCUAAAGUUUGCAUGAGUAUGCAUUAUAACAGCAUUGGGCUUUUAAUUCCCUCACUUGCAAAUUGUAUUUGUUAUUUUUCAGAAAAGCAUGCACAGAUGGACGUGCAUAGACACUGAACUGUAUCUUAGUUUUUUCACAAGAGACAUAAAGGAUCCAGAGCAUCCUUACUCCUUGGAAGAGCUGAAAGUCAUUGCAGAAGAUGCAAUUGAGGUGGAUGAUAAUCAGAGCUAUGUAAGGGUCACAUUCACUCCAACAGUUGAACAUUGCUCUUUGGCAGCAGUUAUUGGCCUGUGCUUGCGGGUGAAACUCAUGCGAUGUCUUCCUUCACGCUUCAAGGUGGACAUUAGAGUAGCACCUGGAACACAUGCAACUGAAGCUGCAGUGAAUAAGCAGUUGAAUGAUAAAGAAAGAGUAGCAGCAGCUUUGGAAAGUCCAAACCUAUUGAAUAUGGUUGAUGAAUGCCUUGCUCCGUCUUAUGCCUCAUGAGCAAUGUAUGUGAAGUUAUAGCUGAUCAGUGAGAAAGAUCCCAGGCAUUCUGCAGCUAUCUCUGCUCGCCUUGCAUUCAGCGGACUGUUUUUUCUAGGAUAAUUUUCCUCGUUUUCUAUGAGUCUCUCUUUUUAGCUAUUAAUUUGAAGUGAUUUUUCUGCAUUUCUCCUUACAUUACUCGAUUGUUCAGAUGUAAUAUUGGCUCUGUAGGCCGUAUCAUAUGAAUAAAGUAGUCACCUAAAGAACACAUUUGUAAAUUGUAAUUACAAGUUUGUCAACACUUUAUUUUCGAGGAAUCAAAUGAUGCCUAACAAUGGAGUCAUGUUGAAC
Coffea arabica (coffee) is the source of this 1369-nucleotide messenger RNA. The record is from RefSeq and is a predicted model, not a curated record. NCBI's taxonomy places the organism in Eukaryota, Viridiplantae, Streptophyta, Magnoliopsida, Gentianales, Rubiaceae.